GCUUGAAACUUGUUGAAUUCAAAUCCUCUCGGACGGGGAUUGCCAAACGCCCGUCAUUUCAUCAUUUAAAAAAGCCCUAAAAGGCUCCCUCACUCUCAACGUUACAUUUUUUUUUUUUUUUUUACAAACGGCUACUCUCUCUCAAUUCCUUAGCUUCCAGCAUUCUCUGCAGAACGAAAUCUCCAUUUCCAUGGAAGCUCCAGAUCCGAAACAGAACGAUAGAUACCGAACUGAAUUGCUCAAUCAGAGAAACAGUUCAUUUGGUAUGUCUAAUCUCCCAAACAAUAGGCUUGUGCAAAUGGAAACAACUUGCGGAUCUCUUCUAUAUGAACUUCAGAUGAUAUGGGAUGAAGUGGGAGAGUCUGAUUCUGAGAGGGACAAAAUGCUAUUUGAGCUAGAACAAGAGUGCCUAGAGGUAUACAAAAGGAAGGUUGACCGGGCAAACCGCUUUAGAGCUCAACUACGGCAAGCAAUAGCUGAUUCUGAAGCGGAGCUUGCAGCCAUAUGUUCUGCAAUGGGCGAGCUACCAGUGCAUCUCAGGCAGCCCGAUCAGAAGACAAAAACCUUAAAUGAAGAACUUAGGUCCACUUUACAACAGCUAGAGGAGAUGCAAAAGAGGAAAUGUGACAGGUUGAAUCAAUUUCAUGAAGUUUUAGAGCAAAUACAACAGAUCUCUAUGGAGAUUUCUGGAUCUGGAGAGUACACUACAUCUAAAAUGGUUGUGGAUGAAACUGAUCUGUCCAUGAGAAAGCUCGAAGAAUUACAUAGACAACUCAAGGCACUCCAAAAAGAGAAGAUUGAUCGCCUGCAGCAGGUCUUGAACCACCUAAACACAUUGAGCUCUCUAUGUUUAGUCCUGGGUAUGGAUUUUAAGCAUACUGCUGGUGAGGUUCACCAUAGUUUAGAUGAUUUUGAAGGAUCAAAGAACAUCAAUGAUGAGACAAUUGAAAGGUUGGCUGUUGCUAUACAGAGAUUGCGGGAGAUUAAGAUACAGAGAAUGCAGAAGCUUCAAGAUCUUGCAACUUCUAUGUUGGAGCUAUGGAAUUUGAUGGACACACCUGUUGAGGAGCAGCAGAUGUUUCACAGCAUUACCUGUAAUGUAGCUGCUAUGGAACACGAAAUAACUGAGCCCGACACUCUAUCAAUGGACUUCUUAAGCUAUGUGGAGGCAGAAGUUUUGAGGCUCGAAGAGUUAAAAGCAAGCAAGAUGAAGGAGCUUGUUCUGAAGAAGAGGUCUGAAUUGGAGGAUAUUUGCAGGCGGACGCGCAUGGCAGCUGAAACAGAUACUGCUCUAGAAUAUGCAAUUGAAGCUAUGGAGUCAGGAGCCAUUGACCCUUCCUGCGUCUUGGAGCAAAUUGAGCUUCGAAUUGCUGAGGUGAAAGAAGAAGCUUUUAGCAGGAAAGAAAUCCUUGAAAAGGUCGAGAAAUGGCUGGCUGCAUGUGAAGAGGAAAGCUGGCUUGAAGAGUACAACCGGGAUGAGAACCGAUACAAUGCCGGAAGGGGGGCGCAUCUUGCACUGAAGCGUGCUGAAAAAGCUCGUGCUAUAGUUACAAAACUCCCAGUGCUUGUGGAGGCAUUAGCAUCCAAAACGGCAGCAUCGGAGAAAGAAAGAGGCACUGAGUUCAGAUAUGAUGGUGUACGGCUUCUUUCCAUGCUUGAAGAGUACAGUUUAUUAAGAGAGGAGAAAGAGCAAGAAUGCAGAAGGCAGUGUGAUCAAAAAAGGCUUCAGGGACAACUGAUGGCAGAGCAGGAAGCACUUUUUGGGUCGAAGCCAAGCCCCUUGAAACCCCCAAGUGCAAAAAAAGUAGCUAGAACUUCCGCUUGUAGUGCAACUGCAAAUCGAAGAUUGUCAGUUGGUGGAGGGGCGUUGCAACCCUCAAAACUUGAUUUUUACCCUUCAAAACAAAUUCAUGGUUUGGCAACGGCUGCAGUUGUGUCCCACCCACCUAUAAAGGGCGAUCAACUACCGCAGGAUGACUCUCAGAUGGAUGAUGGUAUGACUGCUCUGCGUAAACCCUUCUCUCCGAUCAAUGCACUCUCCUCCAAGGUCACCGCAUCGAAUUGUCUGGAUCAUCCAAAUAGUUUCCAUAAUGGGAUUUCCCUGAAAUCAGUCCCAGUCAACAACACAUCCCUGACCACACCCUCCAAGCGGGCCAUUGUUCCUGAUGACCAGAACAGGACACCUAAGGCGGUUCCAACCCCUGCACCGGCAACUCCUUUGACAGUAUCUACACCCAUGCAGACAGCAACAACCUUGGGUACAGUUUCAGUUCCUUAUGGAACUAUAGCCACUGAUGUGCUGGAGGAAGAGAUUGAGUAUUCAUUUGAAGAGAGAAGAGCCGGUUUCCUCAUUCUGUAAAAUACAUUAGAAUUGAAUACAAAUCCACAUUCGAAUGAUUCCGGUUUCCUCAUUCUGUAAAAUACAUAAGAAUUGAAUACAAAUCCACAUUCGAAUGAUUUGAAUUUCGUCUCACAAAUUUCCACACUCGAAUGAUUUGAAUUUUGUCUCGCAAA
This is a messenger RNA of Magnolia sinica, 2514 nucleotides long. RefSeq names its product 65-kDa microtubule-associated protein 3-like. Gene Ontology annotation, cellular component: spindle; cytoplasm. Gene Ontology annotation, molecular function: microtubule binding. The coding region runs from base 191 to 2359 and encodes 722 amino acids. NCBI's taxonomy places the organism in Eukaryota, Viridiplantae, Streptophyta, Magnoliopsida, Magnoliales, Magnoliaceae. Gene Ontology annotation, biological process: microtubule cytoskeleton organization. The record is from RefSeq and is a predicted model, not a curated record. The transcript has 13 exons.